UGCUCCUCUUCCUGAGAGGGGGACCCUGGUUGCGAGGGAGUCUGUUUCUGGCCGGAGAGGAUUUCCCUCGCCACAGCGUCUGGUGUCCUGGAGACCGGGGGAGAGGAGGCUGGACGGCGCUGACAGGAUGCUGAAUGCCGAUCGUCUCUCUCAGUCGGGGCUCGAGUAUCUGGCUCAGAGACAUGUCCUCACAUAUAUGGAAGAUGCAGUGAACCAACUGCUGGAAAGCAGAGAAGAUAUUAGCCAAUAUGGCAUUGCCAGAUUCUUCACUGAAUACUUUAACAGCGUGCAACAAGGAACUCAUAUUUUAUUCCGGGAGUUCAGCUUUGUCCAAGCAACACCCCAUAAUAGAGCAUCCUUUCUAAGGACCUUCUGGCGAUGCUUCAGAACAGUGGGCAAAAAUGGAGACCUGCUGACAGCCAAGGAAUACCACUGCCUGCUGCAGCUACUUUGCCCUGAUUUUCCAAUGGAGCUCACUCAGAAGGCAGCAAGGAUUGUGCUAAUGGAUGAUGCUGUGGACUGCUUGAUGUCCUUUUCUGACUUCUUGUUUGCUUUCCAGAUCCAGUUUUACUACUCAGAGUUUCUUGAAAGUGUGGCUGUCAUCUAUCAAGAUCUUUUGACGGGUAAGAAUCCCAAUACCGUCAUUGUGCCAACAUCGUCUUCUGGGCAGCAUCGAUCACGCCAGGCUCCAAGUGAAUGCAGCCCACUGGAUGGGGUGGAGGCAACUGCCUUUUACCAGUGCCUUGAGUCCCUGUGUGACAGGUCCAAAUACAGCUGUCCUCCCUCUGCGGUUGUUAAGGAAGUUCUGAGCAGUGUACAGAGACUGACCUUCUAUGGAUUCCUGAUGGCACUUGCAAAGCAUCAUGGGAUCAACAGAGCCCUUGGAGCCCUCCCAGAUAAAGCAGACCUACUGCUUGACCCACUUAUGGAUCAGGAACUAGAGAAACUUAUUGCGCAGGUUUCGGGGCUCUCCGUUUCCAGUGCUGCUAACUCUAGCGGGGAUACUGCAAGCUUGCCUUCCCGCCAUUCUCCUAGGUUCAGUUCCCCCUGGAGGCCUCUCCACCAUCGCCGGAAAAUGGAUGCUGAAAGUGAUGGUUCCACAGAAGAGACGGAUUCUUCUGAGAACUGAGGGGUAGAACAGGAGUUCAAGCUCGCUUUCAGCUCCUUAUACCUGAAGCCAGGGAGGUAUUAGGGAGGGUGGAGACUCAGCACUUCGAACAUCUUCCCCCACAAGCUCAGGUGGUGACCAGCUUUCUCUGACUACUCAGCAGCAUUACAGUGCAUGCACAUUCAUACAACUCACAGCAGAACUGGUUAGCCUUGCUAAUAGGAUUGCAGACUGCAAUUUGCAGUCACCUCUCUACCCAUACUGGCAGAAGUGAGUAUCCCUAGAAGAGAGAUCAAUGCCAGUUGCAGGGUUAUGCAGCCCUCUAGUGGCAGACAAAUCAAAUUGGGAGACACAUUCUAGUCAAAGAUAUCCCAUCUCUUCCAACACUGAAGGAAUUAAUCCUAAAAACUAUGCUCCUUUUUAUUUUCAGCCAGUACUGAAAACCUAUUUGUAAGAACAUGGAGCUUGUAAAUUAUUAGCACUUUGACCUCUGCUGCCCACAUAAAGCUUGUUUUAUACUUUUCCUGCUCUAUUUGCUGCUUAGGUUGAUAUCCUAGUAGAUUCCAAGACUUCAGCUUAGGUGUGGCAUGGCCUUAAUAAGAACCUAGCUAAGAACUCAAGAAAGGACUUUUAUAGUUUGUGCCAAGGGAUGGCUCUGGAUGAUCCAUAAUCCUUUUCUGAUCCCCUCUUAGUACCCCAACUUUGGGACAAAAAGGGUAGACUUACUGUAGGUUUGUAAAGCUUUAAAUUUGCCCCCCUGACAUAUAGCAAAUAAAGCAUGUUAUACAAGGCA
Hemicordylus capensis (graceful crag lizard) is the source of this 1901-nucleotide messenger RNA. It is a transcript of the gene CSTPP1, whose product is annotated as centriolar satellite-associated tubulin polyglutamylase complex regulator 1. The record is from RefSeq and is a predicted model, not a curated record. The transcript has 9 exons. NCBI's taxonomy places the organism in Eukaryota, Metazoa, Chordata, Lepidosauria, Squamata, Cordylidae. The coding region runs from base 128 to 1129 and encodes 333 amino acids.